AUGAGCGAUAAAAAAAGAAAUGGAAUACAACGAAGUUGGCUUGAUGUGCGCUGCACUUCAAUAGGAAGUCCACAACAUGAAACACUGAUGAAAAAAUUUCUGGAUGACUUUCUUUCCGAGGUUCAUUCCCGUACUGAUUCACAAUUCAAGGCAUAUUUUGGUGAUGGUAAUGCGUUAGCUAAUAUGUUGUGUACUGUUUUUGUGCGCAACUCAAAGCAUAUCCUUACUUCCCCUCUUGAGGAAGCAGUCUCGAUAGCUUCGGCUCCGUACCAAAACAUGUUGGUGGACUCUCUUUUUCUUUUAGUCACCUGUGAAUCUAAUCAUGAUAAUUCCCUAGCAAGCUUGGCUGCGAUUUUUGAGUUAUUUGGGUAUUAUAAUAUAAUAUCUACCUUGCUCUCGUUGCAUUCCCAAUUGAUGAGUUCCUUAAAACAUCCUGAACGCCGACUUUCUGAUCGAGUAAGUCGAGCUAACCUAGGGCAUAUGCGUCUUGUGCAAGCGGUGGUUUGUUGUCCACAACCCGAGUUAAUCCGGAAAAGCCUUCACGAGGCAACACAGCCAAAGCACAUCGACUUGGUGGUGACAACCUUGACGAAGUGCCAUACUACGCUCCCGAGUGAUGUCAAUGCUUCUGCACUUGCCGAGAUCACGUCCAAGGUCUUUCAACGGCAAAUUCUUUACUCCCAGGCUAUGGAGCCUAUUAAUCUAGCCAUUGCUUUUCUAGAAAGCAGCAUUGGAAGUGUUCAAGUCGAUGUCUCCAGCGAGAGUAAAUCACACGUUGCGGUUAGCCUCACCUGUUUUUUAGAAUGUGUUGCCUUUGCUUCACAGCAUGUGGGAUACAAGAUAAAAGAAACACUUGACUUUGGUGCUAUCGCAGCCAUGAUGCUCGCUCUUCCAAAGGCCUUGGAGGAUUCAGAGGCAUCAUUAUGUAAAAGAAUUUUAAUAUGUUUUGAAAAGAUCGUUAAGUUAUCAAGAAAGUUAUCGGAAUCAUCCGCCUCAGUUUCUAGGGAGCGUAGUGGUAUUCGCCAAAUUCUUCCAGAAAUCUUUAGUAAGUUCCAAGAAAAAAUACUUGGAGCUUUAACGGUCGGAGGAGGUCAGACGGUUAGACCCUCGGUAAACUGUCUUGGUGUGUUUCAAUGCUUGUUAACCUUAUUUAUAUGCUCGUCUUCUUCAUUACUUAUUGAACACUAUGGUGAGGGAUUAUUUCGUCUGCUCUUAUCUGGGGGUGUGGACAAUUCGUUGCGCGAAUUUGUGUUGCUAUCGUGUCAUGAAAACAUUUCCUCGCUCACUUCGCAGCAAUUACGUUUUGUUCUGGACUUUCUAUUCCAUCUCAACGAGAAUGAUGAUAUUUAUAAACAUAUCAAAAUUAUCAUGGACGACUUCUGUACAGACAACAUUCUUGCAUCACCCUGUAAAAUUCUUCUUAUGGAAUUUUUCAUUAGCUGCUGCGAAAGAAUGCCGCUUGCCGUAGACCUGGCCUUAAGAAGUGGCAUCAUUUCAGCCUCCUUGCGUUGUGUCUUGAGUAUGCUUUCCAAAUGCGAUACAGAAUUGUCCUUGUUUGUUGAGAAAGCAGCAGUGGUUUGGAAAAUGUUGGUGAGAUCACCGGCUGCGACGUGUUUUUUAGAACUUCAUCAUACACCCUAUCUCCUUCUAAACACUAUUCUUGAGUCCAGAAGCAGGCAUAAAUAUGAUGUCGCUGUUAUUCUGAGGGAUAUGUUCACGAACCUUGUGGUCAAAACAGGAACUUUCUACAGUACUCUCAUAACAACUAUCUCGCAAUACACUGAAAUACGACCCUGGCGACCAGGGACUUCUGCCCUUCUUGCAGUGCUUGUGGCUACAUUGCAAACUGGGAAGCAUUGCGAGGAUGCUAUUAGGGGGAACGCGAUUGAGCUGUGCCUUGCAAUGGUGUGCGACCUCCACAACAGCGACGCUUCACGGGUGGAUUUGCACUUCAUCGGGUGCUGUCUCUGUUUCCUUCUUCCUGUAGUAAAUUAUAGCGAUGUGUGGGAUGUGUUCGACUCGUCUCUAGUGAGUCUUGCUCACACAACACGUAACGUCCAGUUUAUGCUGGACUUAUGUUGUGGGGUUUUCUGUACAAACGAAAGCAUCUCAGCUUGCUUUUCGUAUUUUGAAUCGGAUGACGAGACAGUUUUUGACUCGAUGCACAGCUCGUCUGUCUUUUAUGGCCCAUAUGCAGUCUUAGAGCGGCCUUUCUAUGAGCUUAAGCACCCACUUAAAAUUCUUAUCAUUUGGGCAGGUGAGGAACGUUCUGCUAUGGGUGACAUAUGUGGUGACUCUACUGCAAGCGAUCUAGUCUUUGUGGUUGAAAAAUUCCUUCUCUCUACCAAAAUCAGACUUCCAAAUUCAUUUCUUGCGCAAUAUAUUAUUGAAUGGAAGCAACCCAAAUUACUGUGCUGUGUGCAAGAUGUCGCUAGUGAGGAAUUCAACAACCUUUUUUUCGGCGGCGACGACACCUUGGAUGCGGUUGAUUUGAAAACAAACGCCUGGCUGUCUGCUUUUGAAAUUCGUGAUGGUGAGUCUGUGGAAAACCGAUGUAAUAUUGAGUUUUCUGAAUCCAGUGGUGCCUAUGGCACUGUUCGCUGUGUUAGCGAAUUGUGGCCAUCUGUUGAUGGCUACUCAACAGAAACAUGGGUGCACUGGAACUACUUUUCUGCUCUUGAGCGUAAAGAUCAACGCAACUCACUAUGGCAACUAUCGUGGUCCACCCCUGAUACAAUUUUUUCUGUUUCUUUUUUGAUAAACCCUUAUGAAGAAUGUUGUCAUUAUCUUUAUGAAGAAAAUUUUAAUUCUUCAUCCGUAGAACUUCCCUUUAUUCCCCCUGGUAGGUGGGUGCACGUUGUGACAUGUCAUUCUCGCAAUAUGCUUCUUACAUCAACCCUCCAGAUUUACUAUGAUGGUGUAUUGGUUAGCGUAUCACCUUGUCCAUAUCCUCAUAUCACCGUGCAAGACGCUGCUUCAGUGGGUAGCGGCCUGCACACGGUGGUUCACGAAGUCGGAUGCACAGUAGGCUCGCCACGAGAAAAGCCAAACGCAAAUAUUGUUUUAAAAUAUAUCUCGUACACCUUGUUCAACUACAUUCUAUCAUCUGAGGAGGCCGCAGCUCUUUAUUCUCUCGGAGCACAAAACCAAUGCAACUUUUGGGGACAUUCCAAUUCUCAUGAGGCAUCGCUGCGAGACCUCUAUCUCCGAGAUGAAGUCCUACGGGCCAUAAACGUUUCUCAAAGGCUUGGUAGCUUGGCAUCAUGUUGCAAAAAAGGUUCUAUUUUAAUUGCAUCACCGCCUGAGCGAGCUCUUCUGCGGCUGCACGCGCGAUGUAUGCACCUCAUAUCGAGUCAGUUGAAUUAUUUGAACAAUAAUCAGUGGGCUUUACUGAAUUGUGAGUCUACCUCUUCAACGAAAUUUAUUGCCUACGGGAGUCAUACGUCUCCGAACGAAGCGACAUGCAACGAGGUGGACGCCUUGCUGGCGCACGGUGCCAUGCAUGAAUGGGUUCACUGGACAAACAUCAUUGACAGGGAGAUGAUAUUGCAAAAACAGAAGACCGAGAGGGUAAUCCUUACUGCCCGACGCCUUCUGCGUGUCCUUGUUGCGUCCAACAAGCAAACCGAAUUUUCUUAUCGAAACUGGAGGCAUUUUAUGAGAUGGGUUACAAAUCAUGUUAUGCGGCACCCGCGUCUGUACUUAACCGACACCGAAUCUCUUCAAGCCUUGUUUUUGAUUAGCGCCUGUCCAAUGGACACUCACAGGCAAUUCAAUGAAGGAGAUCAUACCUUCCGCAGAAGCCUUAUUUACUACACUGCGCCUCUUGAAGAAAUAUUUUUCAAUUGGAAGAUACUUUCCAAUCUCCCAAUCUCUGCCUUACAUAUAAUCCUCAGCAACAUUGAGGAUUUGAUUUGCCUUGAAAAUCCUUAUCACUGCAUUAAUGCGCAUCGAAUAUGCAAUGCAGAUUUUAUUAAUGGUUUUCUGUGCAGUCUUUUUCGCCAACAUGUGGUGUACGUAAUUCUCGAGCGUGCUAUGCACUGCGUUACGUUAAUAUUACUAGCUCUAGCUUCCCAUGAUGUGUUUUUGAGUGAAGCACUUAGUCUCUGUUGUUUGUCGAUACCUGAUAACUCCGUCAGGACACACCUUGGUUCCAAGUUACUGACAACUUCUCUAUCAUAUAUCGAGAUCGUUCGAAAUUUAUUGCUAAAGUCCAUCAAUGACGCCUGGGAUCAGCUGCCACCAGCGAAAAAGGAGACAUUCGUAAAGGAAAUGUGCAACGUCUUGCCACCAUUCUGGUUCCCCAUCAUGAUAUCAGCCCAGUCUCACCCUGUCACAGUAACUUUGUCUGUGCGUAUUUUUGUGAUUUGCUUUCUUUCAUGCUCUUCUUUCCAGGAGCGCUACAGAGGCAACGCUGUUCUUACCUUGAUGGAUGGACUUUCCUGCUAUGCUCAUCAACAGGAAAUGGUUGAGAUCGUCUUUAUGAGCUUUCUCGGACAUAUCAGUAGGCUUAACCAGCAGCAGGAGAUGCACUCGUUUUCUUCGGUGCUUCCUUGUGGGAGUUCUGAACUACAACCCCUUCUCUCCUUAACUCUGAAUCUUUUGAAGCGGACAUCUCAGAUCUUUUUGCGUGAUGAGAAAGUUCUUUCUCCCAUUGUAUGGAUGCGUGACUAUUUCACUGGCAUCACGUCCUCACGGCUGCCUCAAUCUAAUGCAAAGUGUGCGCUACGGCGUUGUGUCACUACAAUCCGUUGCUGCAUACGCUUGAGAAGCAAACAAAAAAACAGAUAUCAGGUUGAAGAAGUUUUCAGGCAGGGGGUUCCUUGCGCAGAAUUGGCCAUGUCUAUGAAAGCGACUAUGUGUGCGAUCCUGGAAUGUUUGGCGGAAAACUAUGGGCAACACCUUUACAUUGAAAACGCCCUUUAUAAUAGUGAAAACAUGACAAAUUUGGUUGAUCUUGUGUCAUGGCCGUUACUAUGUGCUAUUUCACGAAGGUAUGUCGAACAAGACGCUCCUUCUUCAGGAUGCAAUGAAAAAAGCAAAAGUUUAACCAGCAUUGAGGAAAUAGCAAGUCCUGCAGUUCCUACACCCGAUGACGACGACGAUGACUGGGAGUUACUAGGAAUUGUAACUGAUAUAUCGCCCAAAAGUUAUGAAUUGGAUAACCUGUUUCCAAGAGAAGGAUUUCAUUGUGUAUACGAUGCUUGUCGAUCCUUUUACAUGUCACACGCCUUAAAUUGUAUUCGAAGCUCUGAUGCCCAAAUUGUCUUUCGCGGAAGUACACGGAUUAAUAAAUUCGUUCUAUCCUUGCAUCGAGCACUUUCUUCAGAAAUUAAGGGAAUUGAGAAGCAUACGGAGAAUCUUCGAGAGGCGUUUCUGUGCAGUAUAUGGCUUAAGGCUACUGAGAAUUCAAUUGCUACCACAAAACCAUGUUCAUCUGUGUCAAAAAAUGCUCUUGCCUUAGGUAAAUAUGUGCUAGAUCGCUUAGUAAGUGGGUCUGUAAUAGCUCCUGCUAGUGUUUCCAGUCUUUUUCGGUUUCUUCUUACGCGAAUAGAACGGAAUGAAGAUGUUCAGAAAAGUACUCGUGCCUUCUUGUUUGAAUGGUUAAUGUAUGUUAUGAACCCCAAGUACUAUAGAUAUGAAGUGUCUAGGGCUGCAGACGUAAUAGAUUUAUUAUAUCCUAAUAAAGAGCUAUUAUUUGCUUGUUUUAUUCCAGUGGCUGAAUUUGUGCGCAUGAUACUUGUGAGACUCAUGGAGAUUUCUCAUAUUUUCGUAAGUAGCUAUGGCACCAUUAGCUGCCCUAUCGCAACGAGGUUAGUUUCGAUUUGGUAUUCUUUUAUCAACGCCAAUGAGGGGGUAACCACUUUGAUGAAAAUAGCCGUUGCUAGCAGCAGUAGUGCCCUGUUACUAAGCGAAGGAUUAAACCUGCUGCUUCCGCCUGUGUCUUCUGUAGAGAAGUUUCUGCAGUGGAUGCACGAUAAUCGUAUCGCAUUCGGGCGCUGUCUCAAAGACGUUCCUGUAAAAUUUAAUUUUCUAGUCAGUGAAGGAGGAAAGUACAACCGAAUUAUGCGAAAAACUGUAAAAGCGAAUCGUGAGGAAACGUCUGACAUCAUAAAGCAUGUGUCGGAUCUAACACUAGAUAACAAAACGAACUGGCUCAAGUUCACUGAUACAACCACUUUUGUUGAACCGAUAUUUCUAAAUCCCAUCAGGCUAACAUUUCCUAGUAGUUGUAUAAUCGGUUGUCGUAAUACACAGACAAAUGAACCCUGUCUCUGGUUUUGGCAUGCAAAUAACAUCGUUGGAAAGAGAAAUUUGUACGAAGGUGAGGACAUCGACAAUCUUGUAGGCGAACCACUUUGUCACUACAUUAUGUAUGCCCCCCCUGUAUGUGUUUCACUGCUUGCGUCUACUCAGGAGGCUCCUCUUACGCGCUGCAGGCUUCGACCAAACGCCUCUAUGUUGCUCUCUAAGAUUGCAGGUCCCUUUCCAGAAGGUGGUCCCCAGUGGGUAGGAAAUGUAUACUUCAUUGUUGGUGCACGCAGCCAUAUAUGCACCUUGACACUGACCACAAGGGAAGUUGUUAUCAUAAGCUGCAGCGAAGUCACCAAAUCCGGUGAUUUUACCAUUUCCCAUGUCAGACCUCAUCAUGCGACGAGAAAAUCGCGCUUUAAGCCCAACAUCAUGCAGGCAACUUUGCGUCGGAUUAUGCCCUACCAAUCACUUGGGCCUGUGACAAACUCCGAGGCGGCGUUCCGCUUUUCGCAGUACUAUCGCCAGGUAUGCACGGAAUCAGCUGUAGAUGCAGAUCCUUUUGUAUGGCGCUUCUCCCUUCAUAACGUCGCCUAUCUGUAUCAACGCUUGUUUCAGCACAUGUUGACCGGCCUGGAAUUCAUCAUGGAGACUGGUGAGCGCUUUUUUAUAGUAACUUUGAACGAAGAGUUCUCUUUCUCAAAAUCCAUGUGCAAUAUGUUACAGCAUGCUGUCGAGGACUUAGCGCCCCAUAUUGUUGUGGUGACAAUGAGUGGUAAAAGAUCAAAGUUGGCUGCAAUCACUAAACUCUGGGUAAAUCAUGGGAUGAGUAAUUUUGACUACCUCAGUGCGCUCAAUGACGCAGCCUCCCGCACAGUUGCUGAUGUUGGUCAAUAUCCAGUUAUGCCAUGGGUGCUGCGGGAGUACCAAAAGGACACUAUUCAGGUCUCAGAUCGAGGUAUAUACCGAGAUCUGAGCAAACCAGUCGGUGCGCUCAAUAUUCUGAAAGCAGAGAAGCUUCGCCGUCGUUACACCGAAUGGCUCAGCGAAAGUGAAUUACCAUUUCAUCAUGGCACACACUACAGUAGCGCUGCGGUUGUCUACUACUAUCUUAUCCGACUGCAACCCUUUACGGUGCGUUCGAUUAGCUAUCAAGGUGGCCGCCUCGAUAUCGCAGAUAGGCUUUUUCACAGUGUCGCAGAGGCUUGGGACAGCAGCAGCGGACCAGGAACGGGUGACGUUAAGGAGCUUAUCCCAGAAUUUUUCCGUGUAUCUGGGUUCUUAUUGAAUCGUAACAAUACUCUACUUGGCACACGGCGUGACGGCGAGGCUGUAGCGGACGUCAUUCUGCCCCCAUGGACACAAGGAAUCCCAGCUUUCUUUGUGCACUUCAAUGCUUUAUGCCUUGAGAGUGGUUAUGUGAAUGAACACUUGAACGAGUGGAUUGACCUCAUUUUCGGUUAUAAACAAUGCGGUGAAGAAGCCGUGAAUGCAUACAAUGUUUUCCAUCAUCUCUCUUAUCAGAAGGGUGUUGAGCAUGCUAUUGUGCAUGCGGCAUCUGAGGAGGAGAGGAGGUCUAUUGUUGCCUCUGCGGAUAACUUUGGGCAAACACCGCUGCAACUUUUCAGCAAAGGACCACAUCCAAAGCGGUCCAACUUAACCGAGGCAACUUUAACGCAGCAUAAUCUUCUUGCGAAUGCCCACACUAUGCAACUACAGACGUUCCCAUCGGUCAACCAGAUAGGCGACAAGAACGCACCGGUGACUAAGCUUUUUGAGAUAGCAGACACAGUUUACGGUUGUACGCAGGAUGUUACAAUUUCAGGCCUAAAACGAGCAGUUAUCUUUACCCACCUGCUUCACAUGGAUGCAAUUCGGUACAGCGACUUGCGACAAGGAAGGUCAAGCGCAACUUUGCCGCUGCUCCAUUCUUUUGGUUGCGGCACCUUUACUUGUAUGUGCGCCUCUGAGUCUGGCAAUUUGCUCUGUGUGGGAACUAGUCGUGGGAAAGUUAUCUUGUUUUGUCGUGACUUCUCGGCCGAGCCGUACAAAGUCACUUCGGUCAUGCAUUCUUCGUGUGAUGUGAGCAACCCUGUACAGUUUCUCGCACUGUUCCACGAAGGACGGCUGAUCACAACACAUGAAUAUAGCACCCUGGUCACAGGUUGGCACAUAUCCUGCCUCAACACAAUGCAGUGCUUUUCUCUAAAUAUUGAACCUGAUACUGCACAAGAUUUUUCACCAGUAGUUCAGGUAGCGAUGGAUAAUCAGAGACAUAUUUACUAUGGCGCACGAAGCCACGGAGUUGUGAUCUUCACUGAUGAGGGUGUUCUCCUAGCCCACGUUGUGUUGGAUGAAAUGAUUUCCAUUAUUUUAUCCAAGGCCAGUCUACCGACCGAUAUACGCACUAGCAUCAAGUCAAUUGCAUACUGUAAUUGCACUUCUUUUUCAUUUGAAAAUAUAAUAUAUUUAGGUCUUGAAAAUGGGUUGCUUCUUCUUAUGCGUGUUAGUGACAUAAAGUCACUUGGCCCCACAGAAAAGGCACUGUAUACGAUUAAACCACACUACUCAUUUGUUUUCAAGAGUGCUAUUACCAGCAUUAUGGUUUUGAACGAAGGUCGUUGCGUAGUGGUAGGGCUCGAAAGUGGUUUGAUCGAACAAUUAUUGUACCCUAGUUUUCAAGAUCCUUCUGAUAGUGAGCCCUUUACAUAG
Messenger RNA from Phytomonas sp. Hart1, 8964 nucleotides. The record is from the annotation of a GenBank genome assembly. NCBI's taxonomy places the organism in Eukaryota, Euglenozoa, Kinetoplastea, Trypanosomatida, Trypanosomatidae.